GAUCACAUGACCGUGGAUAUGGACGCAGUCCUGUCCGACUUUGUCCGUUCCACUGGAGCUGAACCAGGAUUGGCCAGAGAUCUGCUGGAGGGCAAGAACUGGGAUUUCACUGCCGCACUGAGUGACUUUGAGCAGCUUCGACAGGUGCAUGCUGGGAACCUGACGUAUUCGUUCACAGAGGAGAGGACGUAUAUGCCUCCCGAAAAGGAGAUGGCCAGGGUAGGACGGCCUAUACUCCACCGACAAGAUGAGGUGGUGCAAGCCACAGAGAAGCGCCUGUCCAGGGGUAUUUCCCAUGCCAGUUCAACCAUUGUGUCCUUGGCCCGCUCUCACGUCUCAAGCACUGGUGGUAGCAGUAGUGAGCCACUUCUGGAAACGCCACUGUGCACUUUCCAACUACCAGACCUCACCGUGUACCAGGAUGACUUCCGUGGCUUCAUCGAGAGGGAUCUUAUUGAGCAGUCAAUGAUGGUGGCCUUGGAGCAUGCUGGACGUCUGAAUUGGUGGACAAAAGUAGUUCCAAACUGUCAGAGUCUGCUGCCUCUUGCAACAAGCGGAGAUGGAAAUUGCCUGUUACACGCAGCCUCGCUUGGUAUGUGGGGCUUUCAUGACCGGGACUUGAUGCUGCGUAAGUCCCUGUACGCGCUGACGGAUCACGGGCUGGAGAGAGAGGCACUGAAACGCAGGUGGAGGUGGCAGCAGACCCAGCAGAACAAAGAGUCUGGUCUGCUGUACACGGAGGAGGAGUGGCAGAAAGAGUGGAAUGAACUGCUGAAGCUAGCCUCCAGUGAGCCGAGAAUACACUACAGCACCAACGGCACCAACGGGGCGGAGUCCUCAGAUGAACCAGUUUAUGAGAGUUUAGAGGAGUUUCACGUCUUUGUCCUGGCUCACGUUCUCAGGAGGCCCAUAGUGGUGGUGGCUGACACCAUGCUGAGGGAUUCUGGAGGAGAGGCCUUUGCUCCCAUCCCAUUCGGAGGCAUAUACCUACCGCUGGAAGUGCCCGCUGCCAAGUGCCAUCGCUCACCCCUGGUCCUGGCGUAUGACCAGGCGCACUUUUCUGCCCUGGUUUCUAUGGAGCAGAAGGACAGCUCCAAAGAGCAAGCAGUUGUGAUCCCUCUCACUGACUCGGAGCACAAAAUGCUGCCUCUGCACUUUGCUGUGGAUCCUGGGAAAGACUGGGAGUGGGGCAAGGAUGACACAGACAACGUGAUGCUGGCAAGUGUGACUCUUUCUUUGGAGGCCAAGCUCCAGAUGUUGCACAGCUACAUGACGGUCACUUGGCUGCCCCUCCCCUGUGAGCAAGCUCCUCUGGCACAGCCUGAGUCUCCCACAGCGUCAGCAGGAGAGGAUGCCCGAACGCCUCCUGACUCGGGAGAGUCAGACAAGGAGUCGGUCAGCAGCAGCUCCAAUGGCAACGGCGACACGACCACAGGAUCAACAGUCAAUGGAAGCGGGUCCGUGGCCAAGAACAGCUCCUCUUCCUCAUCUAGUUCCACUAGCAGCGGUUCGGCAGGGGCAGGGGCAGGAACAGCAGGGAAGGACAAAACCAAGAAGGAGAAGGACAAGGAUAAAGACAAGAAGAGGGCAGACUCUGUGGCCAAUAAGCUCGGCAGUUUUGGCAAGAGCCUGGGAAGCAAGCUGAAGAAAAACGUGGGUGGACUGAUGACAGGAAAGAACGCCGGAGCUGGAGGUGCCAAGCAGGAGGGUGGGGAGAAGAAAAAGGGCUCAUUUAGGGGGAGGAAGGGCAGCAAGGAUAGCUCGCCUUCGGCCCACGCUUCAGAGGAUUCUGGGAAAGGCUCUCCCUCCUCAGGUAGCGAGCGUCUCAACGGAACAGGUAGCAGUAUGAGCAGCUGUGGUGGGAGCAGCACUGAGAGCGAGACCUACAAGUACAGUGCAGAUGUCAAGGUUAGCCUGGGCAUCCUGCGAGCCACCAUGCAAGGUGAGAGGAAAUUCAUCUUUGCCAGCCUUCUCACUACCAGCAACCGGCAGCCCUUCCAGGAGGAGAUGAUCCAGCGCUACUUGGCAGAUGCAGAGGAGCGCUUUCGGGCAGAGCAGGAACAACAGCGUCGUGAUGCAGAAAGGAAGGGCGUCACUAAUGGCAUCCACCCACCUAAGAAGGAGGUGGUUGGUGGUACGGAGCUGAGUUACCGGCCUUAUGAGGCCAAAGAGGAGCUGUCAGAGAACUCGUCACCUUCCUUCAACCAACUGAAGUCCUCUCCUUUGAGCACCUCUAUGUACUCUGGGGUAGUGCCCAUCCCCCGGCCCUCCUUCAUAGAUCAGCCUCCUGCUGCAGCACCCCUCACCCAGCACCUUCAUAUGCACGGCUACAUGGAUAAUCGGCGCCAGCUAGCUGGUGGCUCACCAGUAAGCUCCUACCCUGGCCUGCCCUCGUACGCCACCCUUCCCCGACACUGCCCCGCAACGCAGGCUCCCUCCCACGCCCAGUACAAUAACUCGCAAGGCCCCUCCUCCCUGAGUCCCUCUCGCCUUGCGCCCUCAUACCCCGCGGAGUUUGACCCACCAGACUAUCCUGGGUCUGAACCCACUGUUGGGAGCUACACCAAUGGCUUCCGGGACAUGCGUUCCAGCCUAGACUCUCGGAGCGGGCAACCACCAGUCAGACACUACUCGCUGGGGAGUGCCGGUGGUUUGGCCAGCCUGCAGUCCAGCCGCUGUCGGACACCCAACUGCACCUACUACGGACACCCCGAGACGGGCAACUACUGCUCCUACUGCUACCGGGAAGAGCUGAAGAAGAGGGAGACAGAACCAGCCAUCCACAGGUUCUGAGUGGACCUUGCUAUGGCUUGAGUUUGAUGAGUGGCCUUUUCCGUUUAAAAAAAAAAAUUUUAAAAAAAAAUGGCUGGGGUGGAUCAGCCUCUGAAUGGACAAGAGAAAGGCAACCAGCUCGCUCCCUUUUUUCAGCUGUGUCACUUCCUGUUGAACCACAUCAGAAAGUGACAGAGAGUCGACACAACUACAGAAUAAACAGGGUGGUUUCUGACUGCUGGGGUCAUGUAUUAGACCAUAGGAACUAACUGCACUUCUGUUACAUUUUGCUGUGGCUCUUAUGCAGGCGUUGUGUAUGAGUGUGUGUGUGUGUGUGUGUGUGUGUGUGUGUGUGUGCGCGCGCGCGUGUGCGUGUGUGAGAGUUGCAGGCUCUCCUCCUUUAUCAGAAUUUAACGUCUUGCUAUUGUCCCCUCCUGGUGGAGAGAAUGUAUGUGGCAGGCGCCGUACAAAACACUCAUCGAAAAGCAUCCAGUACAUGCGCUAAUAGACACCAAGUCAGACUCACACUUCCACAUACACAGUGAAGCAAGCACAAACAAAAGGCACGAGUGUGUCCACUCCAUUUGUGGUUUGUGAUAAUGUUUGGAUGGGUGAAUUAAGGGAUGUUCAAGCAUUUUGAAGUCACAUCCUGUUAGGGUGAUUUCGGUGUCAUACAGAUUUUACAUUACUGUAACUAGAUGCUUGCGUCACAUGUACCUCGGGAAACAGCAGAAAUAAUCCUUGUCGAAUGGCUUUUUCGUCGGUCACCAUUUGCAUAACGCAAAUCGAAACUAUCGUGCAAUGCUAAUGAUUAACCGUUCUGUGGGCUGCUGUGGUGCUAAUGUUCCAGAAUGCAAACACAUAAAUGUCCAUGCAUUUAACACAACUGCUCUACACUGUUAGAAGUAUCUUUCUGGCAAAAAAAAAAAAAAAAAAAAAAAAAUCUACAUUUUUGUCAUUCAUAUAUCUAUAAAUUGGAUUUUGAAGAUGUCAAUCCUUUGAAAAUUAAGAGCAAUUGGACACGUUAUCAAGCAGGCGUUGUAGAACAAAGACGACAUAGCAACAUAGGACUAUGGUAAGAUACUGUCCCCAGAGCCUGAUCCAGAGUAUUUCAUAUAUUUGUUGGAAUGUUUCUCUUUCUUAGUUGGGUCUUCCUAUUUUCUGUAACAAUGGAUGGUGGUGAGGCAUUUGAUUUAUUGUGGCCAACCAAGACAUGCAAUACUACACACUACAAAGUCAAAAUGUCACAUCCACCACAGCAGUUUCUGGAGACGCCUGUCGCAUGCGUAACUCACAGUUUCGACGGUGUUGUUAAAACACUACACAGCACAUUUUUGGAUUUCAGACUGGUAACAAAUUAGUGGUUCUGGAGAGCAAAUUCACCGAUUUGUUAUUAAACAAGAAACAAAAAGUUGCCGUAAAGCGGUGAGGAUGUCUGCCGUUGUGAAGGUUGUCUCCAAUUACUGUAUGCAUGAUGCAAAGUGUCGCAUCCACUUUUGUUGGGUGUCGACAAUCAAAAAUUAACAUUCACAUUGCACUGACAAAUUCUCAUAACAAGUUGUGGUUUUGAAAGUCACUGUUUUUCACUGACAAACCCUCAGCGCACUGAUGGUUUAGAAAUGUGAUUGUGAUCAUAUUAUCUCAUGAUCACAUAAAAAGGUUAACUAAGUCAUGCAUCACAUUAGAUGUCCUAACUGAUAGGACAUCGUAAUGCCUCUUGGUUUGGUCGCCCAAUGCAAGUUUUAAAGUCCUACUGAAGACGGUUCCUUAAUUUCUGGUAUUCGUCCCACCAAAACGUGAUCUCUUUUUGCACAAAUUCAAGCACUUUCCUGAUGUCCAUAGAUACAAAAUGUUUUGCUGUUUCUGAAGUGGCCUGACAGUUGUCCUCUGUUCAUCUCUGCAGACACUGCCGCCUCUGUUAAUGGGAAAGCAGGGGCACAGGCCUGAAGGUUUUCUGUAAACGAUUCACUUACUGUAGAGCUACAGCAUUUGGGUGACGGCUUCACCAUCUAACUCAGUUUCCUAGUUGCCUUUUUCAGCGUUUGUCCUCGUGGCACCACAAUCUUGUGUGUACAUUGUAGAAGAUGAACAUCAAGUGUCCACUGCUUGCUUCAUUGCAUGCAGUUUUUACUACUACUGCCCCCUAAAUAUAACAUAUUAACAUUAUUUUAAUUCGUGCAGAAGCUAUUGAAAUAAUGCCAUUAUUCUUUUCAGUCAGGCAUACAGUAUCAACUAGUUGAUACCAGCUGAUGUUCUGUUUGAGUUUUCCUUGUUAAAAUUUCAAAUUUGAAGGCUCUUUUAGUUGUACAAAUGUCAAAAAGACUACUUAAAUACUUAAAUUUGUUUUUUAGUUCCCUUAUAAUAAGCCAUGGUGAGGAAUUUCUUUUGAGGUAGUGUGACACUCGUUGCUCUACUCUUGUUGAUUUCACCUGUUCUUUGGCAUUAAGUGUAUUAGAGAAGCACAAUUUAGCAUGCAGUUCACUGCCUUGCCCAGCUGAGGGCAGUCUUGAUUUGUUUUUCUUUUAACUCAGUAUUUGGAGCUUGCCCUUGUGCCCUGAACCCAAACUACAAACAAAAAUAACCAAAAUGCCGGGGGAAACAUUUUCAGUAGUGCUCAUUCAACACUGUGACAGUAUAUACAAGUAUUUUCCAACCAGUGCAGAUGCUGUUUGAGGAAGGAGGGAGGCUUUUUGCUGUGCAUUUAAAGUGACACUAAAGUUUUAAUGACAAUAAAACACGUAAAUCAUGCUAUUUCCCAAGAAAACAUUUGCUGUGUUUAUGUGUGUUGACAUGUGUUCAUGCACUAGCAUUUUAAUUCAGACGAGUCCCAUCAGAUGUUCCCUUAUUGUGGGAAGGUGAUGCCUGUUUUUAAAAAUGUGUAUGUGUGGGUACCCCUUUCCCUUCCUCCAAAGUAAUAAUUAGCUUACAAAACCAUUUCUUGUUUUAUUUUAUUACAUUUUUGUUUUGUUUUGUUUUGUU
Messenger RNA from Xiphias gladius (swordfish), 5751 nucleotides. RefSeq names its product OTU deubiquitinase 7B (gene otud7b). Gene Ontology annotation, cellular component: nucleus; cytoplasm. Gene Ontology annotation, molecular function: cysteine-type deubiquitinase activity; DNA binding; zinc ion binding. Gene Ontology annotation, biological process: protein K11-linked deubiquitination; protein deubiquitination involved in ubiquitin-dependent protein catabolic process; protein K63-linked deubiquitination. The record is from RefSeq and is a predicted model, not a curated record. Lineage: Eukaryota; Metazoa; Chordata; Actinopteri; Istiophoriformes; Xiphiidae. The transcript has 11 exons. Bases 7 to 2793 code for a protein of 928 amino acids.